Messenger RNA from Fulmarus glacialis (Northern fulmar), 1043 nucleotides. It is a transcript of the gene TMEM171, whose product is annotated as transmembrane protein 171. The record is from RefSeq and is a predicted model, not a curated record. Bases 32 to 1030 code for a protein of 332 amino acids. NCBI's taxonomy places the organism in Eukaryota, Metazoa, Chordata, Aves, Procellariiformes, Procellariidae. The transcript is spliced from 3 exons.
CAACUCAUCUGCUUGAGGAGAUUCUGUUGUAAUGUAUCCAGUGGCUGUUCCUGCACCAGGAGGUGAAGGAAAUAAUGGACAACAUGGGAAACUUAUCUUUUUCCUUUUUGUUUUUGGAGCUGUGUUGCUCUGCGCUGGAUUUCUGCUUUCAGUCUUUAUUCUCCAGUCAUGCCCAUCUGGAACCUUCAGUGACUGUAACGGGCUCCUUAAGGCCACUGGGCCCGUGCUGGCUGUGACUGGACUGGUUUGUGUUUUACUGGCACGAUCAAGGGCCAGGCUGUAUAUAAGACAAAGACAAUUGCAAAAUGAGCAGGUGUACAGCCUUGUUUUUUGUCGCGGGAGCUGUCAGUUUGCCCAGUUUCUCAUAUUUGGAUUCCUGUUUUUAACUAGUGGAAUGCUAAUUAGCAUCCUGGGCAUUUGGGUUCCUGGCUGCAGCCCCAGCUGGCACAGCAUACAGCUCAACCACACUGGCAGUUCUGAUGUGGACCUCCAGGGCUGUGGAUUCCUGUCACUUCAAAUCAUGGGACCUUUGAUUGUACUCACUGGGUUGUGUUUCUUCGUGAUAGCUCAUGUUAAAAAGAAACAAAACUUAAAUCUCAACCAAGAAUCUUGCGAAAGUGAAGAACAUCCUCAGAGCCCUGAAUCUUUUCAGGUUACAGUAGGUGAUGCUGUAAUGGUAUUCCCACCUCCACCACCUCCUUAUUUUGCUGACCCUCUGUCACCAGCCAUGACACGUUGUCUUAUGUCAAGUGGUUUGCCUAGAAGUGAAAAUCCUCCACCAUACCACUCUAUCUUCAGCAGUGGAGCACAGCUUGCAGAUGAUGAAAGAACAGUUGUUAGAGACUACGAAACCAUAUAUACAAUUUCUGGAAGCAGCUCACCUUCAGAUAUUUUACCGAUGCUAUACGUCUCCUCUGAAUCACCUCCAAAAUAUGAAGAGAAAGCAUCAAUAACAAAUAAUGAAUAUUCUCCAUCUUCUUCUUCAUCUUCUUCAUCUAUUUCCUUAGCCCCAUCUGACACCAGCUCAUAGAGGACUGUCAGUU